AUGUCUGGACCUUACGAUCACAACCAAGGCUACCAAGGCUACUAUGGCCAAGGUCAAGGCCAGUACCAGCAGGGCGGAUAUGCUCCCCAGCAGGGCGGAUAUCCUCCUCAACAAUACAAUGAGGGCGGUUAUCCUCCCCAAGGCGGCUUUCCUCCUCAACAAUACAACGGCUACGACCAGGGCGUCCAUCAGCACGGUGGAUACCCCCAACAACAUGAUCAGCAACGCGCCGCUUCAAACGACUACUAUGGCCAAGAGCAACAGCAAGGACAUUACGGGCAGCAAGGACAUCACGGGCAGCAGCCUCAGUAUGGCCAGGAAGCUCCCGGCGACGCCCAAGAGGGCGAGCGCGGUCUCGGUGGUGCCGUUGCUGGUGGUUUAGCAGGAGCAUUUGGCGGUCACAAAGUCGGUCACGGAAUACUCGGCACAAUUGGUGGCGCCAUUGUGGGCAGUCUAGCUCAGGAUGCGCUGAAGAAGAAGGACCACAAGGACGAACACCAGAACCAAGGGUACUACGGUGACCAGCACUCUCAAUACGGCGGCUCUCAACACUCCGGCCACUCCUCAAAGUUGACCGACCAGCUCGGCAGCUUCUUCAAGAAAUAA
Aspergillus mulundensis is the source of this 606-nucleotide messenger RNA. It is a transcript of the gene hel10, whose product is annotated as putative high expression lethality protein Hel10. NCBI's taxonomy places the organism in Eukaryota, Fungi, Ascomycota, Eurotiomycetes, Eurotiales, Aspergillaceae. The coding region runs from base 1 to 606 and encodes 201 amino acids. The transcript has 2 exons. The record is from RefSeq and is a predicted model, not a curated record.